AGCUGUGCUCUUAUAAAACAGAUUAAACAGCAAAAGGAAUGCUGAGUGGAAAAGCUGGGUUAUUUCCACCUUGCAGAACUUACUGAAAUGAUCCUGGCUGUGUUAAAACAUGAGCCAAAACUCCCACUAAUGCUCCCAGGGAGCAUUAGUCUGAGUGAUUCACAUAAACACCCAAAGAAGUCAGUCUUGGUUGAGCUUCCUAGUCAAGUUGACUUUUAAGAGAGAUAAUCUUUCCAGGAGGAGGUCUGAAGAAAGGCAAGUUACAGGUGAUAAGAAAAGAGUGGGAUGAUGCACUGUUUGCUGCUGCUCCUUCUCCUGGUCAGCUUUGGCUCACCUGCACCCAGGUUUUCGGACAAAGAUAUCUGCCUCCUAGACAACAAUAAAUUAAGACAAAGAUUAAAACAUCUUCAAGACUUGCUUUACUUAUAUGAAUUGCAGCUGAAGGACAUACUGGAGAACACUUACCACAGAACGAAAAGUGAACUGUUCUCAGGCAACAGGACCGUGAAGCAUGAGACACUUUUACCCACAACCAGUGGAAAUUUGAUAGUGUAUGACCAAGAUUGUUCUGCAGUGUAUAACAGGAAGAGCACCACAAGUGGCUACUACCGGAUCAGGCCCAGAGCAGACCGAGAGCCUUUCCUGGCGUUCUGUGACAUGUCUGGUGGCGGGGGCUGGACUGUCAUUCAGCGGCGCAGUAAUGGCAAGGAGAAUUUCGACAGGAAAUGGGAUGAUUACAAACUGGGAUUUGGGAAAUUCCAGGGCAAGAAUGAUGAAUACUGGCUGGGCAAUGACCACAUCCAUGACCUGCUUGCUAGAGGAGAGAACUCAUUAAAGAUUGACCUGAUGGACUGGCAUGGGGAAAGACGUUAUGCAAUCUAUGAAAAUUUCCAGCUUGCAAAUGAGCAGGACAAUUACAGGUUAUGGUUUGGCACCUAUUCUGGUAAUGCUGGCGACGCUCUGUCUGGUGGGAGCAAUUUUGAAGAUCAGUGGUCAGCCUCUCACAGAGGGAUGCAGUUCACCACAUCUGAUAAGGAUCACGAUCGAUUCCUGGCAGGCAACUGUGCAUCAGAGAACAAGGGUGGCUGGUGGUUUAACAGGUGCCAUGCUGUGAACCUCAAUGGGCAAUACUACAAAAGAGGGAGGUACAAAGGACCCCAUGAUGAUGGCUUGGUUUGGUCUACAUGGCAUGGGAUGUGGUACUCACUGAAAUAUUCAGCUAUGAAAAUCAGGGCUUCGUUCUUUAUCGACAGAGAGAGUGGAGACGGUGAGAACAGUCAGGGCAGCUGAAACCUGCUGCUUUGGAAAAAGAAUGGUGUAAGUUGAUAGCUAGUGCUCUGCUGCUGCCCAUCACCAAACCUGCACAUGAUAGCUGGAGUUGCACCUGCUUCUGCUACCUGAAGCUAACAGCACGAGUUAUUUGAGCACAGCCAGACAACAAUUUAAUAAAAAUCAUAUGGAUCUCAGUCACCAGAUAACCAGAGAUGUCUUUUUCAGCAGUUUUUAAGACUUUGUUGGAGAAUGUUAAUUGAAAGUUCUCUGGACUUUGAAGGAUAGAGCAUGUCCUUUUAAUCAAUCUAUACUUUUAAAAAUCUAAACCUUUCUCAUCUUAAUUUUAACCAUCAGUGUUUCAGUUAUGAGAAUAUCAGGAUAGAAAGAACAAGGGGAUGGGGAAUUGGACUUCAUCUGACGUGCCUUUGUUAGUGCAUUGUUCUGCAUCAGGAGACUGUGCUAAAGCAACUUUCCCUAUGGUUCUAAUUCCCACACUUCAGUUGCAGAGUGCUCCUGGAGUGUGUGAAACCAAACCUGUGGAUGGACAUGCUCCAACUGCUCAUGUGCAUCAGAUUAAGGCUGCUUCAAAGUAAACACCAACACUAUGGACAGUGUGGGUUCCAUUCCAACAGCUUCCCACUGCAGAUCCACUGCUAGAGUACACCACAAGACAUUAAAGCAAAGACAAUCCUGCCAACCAGAUUAAAGCCCCAGAUUUAAAUUAGGCACAUUUUACUAAACUUAAGGUGAGCACAGAUAUUCCUAGGAGUGCCUAAAAUGCAGUCAUGAUUCAUUUGUAUAUUCUCCUGUAAUUUGCCAGGUGAUUUUGCAUUAGUGAAGGGGAAUCAGAAAGUGGUUGAACCACAAGGCACACUGCUUUCAUUGUCUUUCAUUGGGGUGAAAGAGUAACACAAAUGACUGAAAGAAAUGGAAUACUGAACAUUUAUUUUCUACAGCUGUUAACAACAGUUUAAAAUGAACAGCGGUAUCAGCUUGAUGCAAAUCAUUUAACUACCACACUGUAGAAUAAAUUUGUUUCCUUUUCUUCUGAUUUAUAAUAUUUUUUUAAUCGGUAUUUCUUUUCCAUUUACUUGCUUUUAUAUCCAUACAUAUUGUAAUUUGUAUACAUAUCAAUAAAAAGUGAAAUAAAACCAUCUGAGUAGGAC
Sturnus vulgaris (Common starling) is the source of this 2438-nucleotide messenger RNA. The record is from RefSeq and is a predicted model, not a curated record. NCBI's taxonomy places the organism in Eukaryota, Metazoa, Chordata, Aves, Passeriformes, Sturnidae.